AUGGCAACCUUUACUUCCCAUACCCGCUUCCUGCUCCAUCUCCACCGCACCCACCUACACCAUCGCACCUAUCAAUUUCGAAAUGCACCACCAAUCCACCGCACCCAGCACACCUACACUCACACCCCGCGAAAGCCCACACGCCUAAAACUCCCCCCAACCCUCUCCCUCUUCGUCGCCGUCUCGGGACUAAUCUACUAUGCCGCAACCUUCCACAUAUCACCACAACCAAAGACCCUAAACCCCCAAACCUUCACGGCAUACACCCUCGCUUCGAAAACCCCCGUCGCGACGUCCCCGCCCAGUCACACCACCAUAUUCAGCUUGCGGCCAGUGCACCCUCCGGGUCAGCAAUUGCCGUCGACUGAGGGGAUACUGUCGGUGCAGAUCAAGCAGCCGCAGUUACAGAUCGCCAGGUCUUACUCCCCGUUGCCUAGUAACACUGGGGAAGAGGACGAUGGGGCGCUGAGAUUUCUGGUAAAGCUGGAGCCUGGCGGGGAAGUGACGAGGUAUCUUUUCUCACUGGGCGUCGAGGAUAAAGUUUUCCUUCGGGGGCCGACGGUGGAAUACAUUUUCCCGCCGGCGGGGGAAGUAGAUAAGACGCUGUUCAUUGCUGGAGGUACGGGGAUUGCGCCAGCGCUGCAAUUAGCUGCCAACUCGCUCGCGCCCGAGACGGAGAUCUUUUGGGCUGUGCGGAGUAGAGCGGAAACGGGGGGUGCAAUGGCUGAGGAGGUGGGAAGGUUGGUACGGAAGGCCGGGGGUAAGGUUUCUGUGAGGGUUUUUGUGGACGAGGAGGGCGGGAUUGGGGUUCAUGAUGUGGAGAGGGGGAUGGAGGGGGGGAAAGUUGCCGUCGUAGUUUCCGGGCCAGAGGGGUUUAUUAAGUGGGUUGCUGGGGAGAAGGUGUGGAGGGGGGGACGCGAGGAGCAGGGAAAGUUGGGAGGUAUGGUUAGGAAGGUUCUUGAGAAGAGGGGCGGGGAGGUGACGGUUUUUAAACUUUAA
Molecule: messenger RNA, 999 nt
Organism: Tuber melanosporum (Perigord truffle)
Lineage: Eukaryota; Fungi; Ascomycota; Pezizomycetes; Pezizales; Tuberaceae
Exons: 1
Coding region: 1-999 (332 amino acids)
Molecular function (GO): oxidoreductase activity
Source: RefSeq, a predicted model, not a curated record